Bombyx mori (domestic silkworm) is the source of this 3558-nucleotide messenger RNA. It is a transcript of the gene Cyp6ae9, whose product is annotated as cytochrome P450 CYP6AE9. Gene Ontology annotation, molecular function: monooxygenase activity; iron ion binding; oxidoreductase activity, acting on paired donors, with incorporation or reduction of molecular oxygen. NCBI's taxonomy places the organism in Eukaryota, Metazoa, Arthropoda, Insecta, Lepidoptera, Bombycidae. The transcript has 3 exons. The record is from RefSeq and is a predicted model, not a curated record. Bases 46 to 1599 code for a protein of 517 amino acids.
GAUAUCAUUAACGAAACAGUUUGACAUUUACAUUAUAAGUACAAUAUGUUCUUACUGAUUAAUAUUUGUGUUAUUUUAUUUGUGAUAUACUAUUUAGUGACCAAAAAGUAUAGUUAUUGGAGAAACAGAAAUGUUUCUCACGAAAAACCAGUGCUUCUUUUGGGAAAUUACGGUGACUUAAUCCUGCAAAAAAAGAAUUUUGGUGAGAUGGCCCAAGCGAUUUGUCAGAAGUUCCCUGGGGAGCCUGUUGUUGGAGCUUUUUUUGGAACAGAACCGGUUCUUAUACCUCAGGACCCUGAAGUCAUCAAAACCAUAUUAACCAAAGAUUUCUACUAUUUUAAUGGAAGAGAAAUAUCAGAGCAUGUUCACAAGGAACUCUUGUCGUACAACUUAUUUGCCACGUAUGGAGACGAAUGGAAAAUAUUGAGACAAAACCUAACUCCAAUUUUUUCUACUGCAAAACUGAAAAGUAUGUUUACUCUAAUUGAGAAAUGUUCAAAAUCUUUUCAAAAUCUACUGGAAGAUGAAACGAAAAUAUCGAAAGAGCUAGAAGUGAGAACUUUGAUGCAGAGGUUUACAAUAGAAUGUAUCGGAUCGUGUAUUUUUGGAGUAGAUACUGACACAUUGGGAAAUGAUAAAAUGAAUCCAUUUAAAGCAGCAGGCAGCCAAUUGUCAGACUUUUCGAGGCUUGUUUUUGUUAAAGGGAUAGUAAGAGCAAUUUGGCCCACUUUAUUUUACGCCCUUGGAUUUAAAACGUUUACUACUGAAUUAGAUAUUUUCAAAAAACUGGUGAAUGCUGUUUUUGCUCAAAGAAAACACAAGCCAACAACAAGGAAUGAUUUUGUUGACUUAAUUUUGACAUGGAAGAAUAACAAUACCAUUACCGGAGACAGCAUAGGAAGUUUUAAAAAUAGCGAUAAAACAAAAUUUUCAAUUGAUGUUAAUGACGAUUUACUUUUAGCUCAGUGCUUAGUAUUUUUUGCUGCGGGCUUUGAAACUUCUGCAAUGACGUCGAGUUACACUUUACACGAGCUAGCGAAAAAUCAAAGAGCUUUAAAGAAAGCCUGCGAUGAGGUCGACGCUUAUUUAUUGCGUCACGGUAACAAGGUCAACUACGAUUGUGUCACGGAAUUGCCUUAUCUCGAGGCAUGCAUUGAAGAGACUCUUCGUCUAUAUCCAGUUCUUGGUAUAAUAACUAGAGAAGUGAUGGAAGACUACGUUUUGCUUGAUAAAAUACAUUUAAAGAAAGGAGAUCGUAUACAUGUACCGGUAUUUCAUCUGCAUCAUAAUCCUGAACAUUUUCCGAACCCGGAAGAGUAUCGACCGGAGCGAUUUUAUGGUGAAGAAAAACGUAAGGUGAAGCCGUAUACCUAUUUACCAUUUGGUGAAGGCCCACGAAUUUGCAUUGGGAUGAGAUUUGCAAAAAUGCAGUCUAUAGCAGGCUUGAUAACGAUUUUGAAGAAAUUCAGGCUGGAACUACCCGAAGGUGCACCUACUAAGAUUGAGUUCAAGCCUGAAGCCUUUGUGACUACACCUAAAGAUCUAAUCAAAAUCAAAUUUUUGGAACGUGAAGGAUGGCAGCAAAGAGUUUUUGUUUAAUUUCAUACGAGUUCUAGAGUGGAGACUUUGAACCGACAAAGUUAGCUUGGGUCCAGGUGGGGCCACAAUAUACAAGCGGUGGCCGACAAACUGUGGAUUAAUGACAGACAUUGAAAGAGAUAUACCACGUCCAGCAGUGGACAAGUCUAACGAUGAUCAUCCUUUAACUGUUACAAUGAACAAAUCUCUAUAAUAGCAAGUUUUUUUUUUAACACGCAGCCGCGCUGUUAAUAAUAUUCGUGACAAACCGUUAUUACACUGUUAUAAAUGGUCGAUUGAGGUUCUUCUCAACAAUUUCAUUGAUUGUAUUAAGAUUAGAUUGCUGUUUGUUCUGAAAAAUAAAUAUGCGAGUUUGAUCACCAAAUUAGUCUGACUAAGGAAAAAUAAAAAUAUAAUAAUAUAUGUAUGUAAUAAAUUUCUUAGGGUAUAAGAUAUUGAUAAAUCUAUGGCUUAUUAAAACUGUAAACGUCUAGCAUAAGUAUUUAUGAUAUAGAUUUAAAUUAGUGUUUAAUUUAAUCCGUUUUGUUUAUAAGCUUUCGUGUGAAGUUUCUGAUACUGUCGAAGCGCACGGCUAAUUGAAUUGGGCAUAUUAAUCAACUGUAACUUUGGAGCUCCUGCGUUUCUCGUUAUAUGAUUUUGGCUUCGGUAACCAACCAAUCCAAAUUCAAAUUCAAAAUCAUUUAUUUCAACUUAGAUGUCAGUAUGACACACUUGUUGAAUGUCAAAAUACAAAUAACAAUGUUAACUCUACCACCGGUUCCAAAAAAAGCCACAGUCCUGAGAAGAAUCGGCGAAACAAACUCAGUGGGCUUUUUUUUUUGUUUUCUCUCAAAUAUUUUCUUUUUUUUAACUAAUCUAGUAUAAUUUUAGCUAAUCAUCAUAUACAUUAAUGUCUAUGUCGCCAUUAACAUCUAAUAUUGAUCAAAGAUGUUUGAAUCGAUCAACUUUGGGAACCAGUUGCCCUUCCGCAAUAAUGGUUGAUCCUCAUUAGAUCCUGUAUGUAGAUAUUUCUGAUUGUGUGCAUUUUGAUUCGGAAAAAUGCGUGAUGUUGAUCCACCAAUGUUACCCGGCAAUUGUUUAAAUUCUAAACUAAAUAAUUAAAUAUCUAAUAAAAAUUUAAUGUCUAACCCAAAAAUCUUUAAAUAAUUUCAUAAAGACUGGUAUUUCUUUGUUCAACAACAAAAAUAAGCAGCGUUUUUGUUGCGUGCCGCAUUCGGUCAUAUUUUAUUCCCAGACAACCGCUGCUGGCUUCCUUUUGCUCGUUUAAUGAUUCAUUACUGGAGAGAACAUAAAAAUAUGUUCGGUAACAUGUAACAAUGGCAUUGAAAUCAAGCAAGCUUUCAUUGUGAUUUUAAGUUACGAAAUCUAAAUUAAAAUAACAUCUGAACUUCUUUUGUUUCUGUCACGAAGCAGUCAUUUUGUCUAGUUUGAUACUUAAUAUAAAUAAAUAAUAAUAAAUAAAUAAAUAUUUACUAACAAUCACGCCACGUUAACUGCGUGCUAAGUUCGUAAAGACCUUGUGUUACAUGUACCAGAUAACGGAAAUAAAUGUAAGAUUUUUAUUAUACGCAUAACAUAUAUUUAAUAUACAUCCAUAACCCUGGAAAAUAUAUUUUAAAUAAAUAAAUAAAUUAUUUAAUAAAAAUUAUAUUUAUCAUACAAACAUCUUCUCUUGGUGGGAUUCGAACCCGCGACCCCCUUGUGUAGUGACCAUGUCAGUUACCACUACACCAGAUGGCCGUAAGAUAACCAAUAUUUGAUGUUAGGCUUCAAAAUUUAACCACAUGUUCCGAUAUGUUCCGGCAACCACAUGUUCCGGCAAUAGGCAGACCAACUACUCGUAGAUAUGUGACUGGCAGUGUUCUGUCAAUACUUUAAUACUACAUGACAUGCUAUAUAUAUUUGGAUCUAUUUAAAUAAGGGCUUAUAUGUAUUCAAAGAAAUAAAGAAUAGAGGAAA